Molecule: messenger RNA, 651 nt
Organism: Paramecium tetraurelia
Lineage: Eukaryota; Ciliophora; Oligohymenophorea; Peniculida; Parameciidae
Exons: 3
Source: RefSeq, a predicted model, not a curated record
AUGAAUAGAAGAAAGAGUCCAAUCUACAAAUCACCAGGAUUAAGCCCAAAUAUUAAACCUGGCUUAUUCUCAAAUCCAUCUGAAUUGAAUAAAUUGAAUAAAUAGAAAACUGUGAAAGUUGACGAAUCUUAAUCGCCUUUAUUGAAGGAGAGUAAAGAAACUAAAAUUCCUCCUAAACUACAAAAGAGCUACAGGUUUGAUCACUUAUUUAAUAGUAGUGCUACUAAAUUAUUCAGCAAUAAUAUCAGAGUGGCCAAACAAUAGACUGAGGAUAAAGAUGAUAAGAUCAUGGAAACUCUAUAGAAAUUGUUAAAAGAGUUAAUUGAAUUCAAUGAUAAUAUUGAAUAAAGCCAAGUAACCAAUAUUGAAGAAUGGUGCUGUGAAAUUUUGGAAAAGUUAAAUUAAAUUAAAGCAAAUAUUGAAAGAAAGGAAGAUCAUUCAGCUUGUGAUGCUGUGAUGUAAUAAGAAAUAUUAACUAAGUUAUUGAAGGAACUUCAGGAGGAGAAGAAGGAGCGUUAUAGAAUUGAGGAGGAAGCCACCAAUCUUAUUACAGAAUAAGAGAUCGAAAUAAAUCGUUUGGAGAAGGAGCUAAGAUUAUUGGAAGAGAAACACUAAUUAUAAUGAUAUUAAAAUUAUAAUCUGUUAAAAUUU